CCUCCUUCCUCCAAGAAGACUGAUGGUUCAGGAUCAUAUACUAAAUCACAGAAUACCCAGGUGAGGGCAAUGUCUGAAAGGAAGCAGAAGAGAAAAGCAGACUCGGAAAGUAAACAGGAGAAGGCAAAUCGCAUAAUAUCUGAAGCGAUUGCAAAAGCAAAAGAGAGAGGAGAGAGAAACAUUCCACGAGUAAUGAGUCCUGACAACUUCCCCAGUGUUUCAGCUGAAGGAAAAGAGGAAAAGAAGGGCAGAAAAGUCAAAUCCAAACCAAAGGACAAAGAGGGCAAAAAACCGAAAACUGGUUCCUUGUCCAAAAUUAAAGAGAAAACGAAAAUUGGGAAGCUAAUCAUCACACUGGGCAAGAAGCAGAAGAGAAAAAAUGAGUCUUCAGAUGAGUUGUCUGAUGCUAAGCAGACUCCACAGCGGCCACUGAAAGAUGAAGACUCACAGAAGAGAAGAUCAAAUCGUCAAGUUAAAAGGAAAAAAUAUGCUGAAGAAGGAGAAGGAAAACAGUCUGAAGAGGAAGCUAAAGUUUCUGUGAAAAUCAAAAAAUCUGAACAGCCUUUACAGUUAUUUGUGGAAAAUCCAAGUGAAGAAGAUGCAGCAAUUGUAGAUAAAAUCUUGUCCUCCAGGGUAAUAAAGAAAGAAAUAUCUCCUGGGAUGACAGUAGAAACAGAAGAGUUUUUUGUAAAAUACAAGAACUACUCUUAUCUCCACUGUGAGUGGGCCACAGAACAACAGCUAUUAAAGGAUAAAAGAAUCCAGCAGAAAAUAAAACGAUUCAAACUAAGGCAAGCACAAAGAGCUCACUUCUUUGCAGAUAUGGAAGAAGAACCUUUUAAUCCUGACUAUGUUGAAGUAGACCGGGUAUUAGAAGUAUCGCUUUGUGAAGAUAAGGACACUGGUGAGCCUGUUAUUUACUAUUUAGUAAAAUGGUGUUCGUUGCCAUAUGAAGACAGUACGUGGGAGCUGAAAGAAGAUGUAGAUCAAGCAAAAAUAGAAGAAUUUGAACAAUUGCAAGCUUCCAGGCCUGACUCAAGGAGAUUGGACAGACCACCUCCAAACUCUUGGAAGAAGAUAGAACAGUCCAGGGAAUACAAAAAUGGCAAUCAGCUCAGGGAAUAUCAACUGGAAGGACUUAACUGGCUCCUGUUCAACUGGUACAAUAGGCGAAAUUGCAUUUUAGCGGAUGAAAUGGGUCUUGGCAAAACCAUUCAGUCCAUUACAUUCCUCUAUGAAAUCCUUCUGGCCGGUAUAAGAGGGCCUUUCCUGAUCAUCGCUCCCCUUUCCACUAUAACAAACUGGGAAAGAGAAUUUCGCACGUGGACUGACCUCAAUGUUGUAGUGUAUCACGGAAGUAUGAUCAGCAGGCAGAUGAUUCAGCAGUAUGAAAUGUACUUCAGGGACUCCCAGGGACGCAUCGUUCGAGGUACCUACAGAUUCCAAGCCAUUAUCACAACUUUUGAAAUGAUUCUUGGUGGGUGUCCAGAGUUAAACGCGAUUGAAUGGCGGUGCGUUAUUAUUGAUGAAGCUCACAGACUGAAGAACAAAAAUUGCAAGCUCUUGGAGGGUCUAAAAUUAAUGAACCUUGAGCACAAAGUGCUGUUAACGGGUACCCCACUGCAGAACACAGUAGAAGAAUUAUUUAGCCUCCUUCAUUUUCUUGAGCCAUUGCGUUUUUAUGCUGAAUCUACGUUCAUGCAAGAAUUCGGAGACCUUAAAACAGAGGAACAGGUUCAGAAACUACAAGCUAUCCUGAAACCCAUGAUGCUCAGACGAUUAAAGGAAGAUGUAGAAAAAAAGCUGGCUCCUAAGGAAGAAACUAUAAUUGAAGUAGAACUGACUAAUAUCCAGAAGAAAUAUUAUCGAGCAAUUUUGGAGAAAAACUUUGCUUUCCUGUCCAAAGGAGCAGGGCAAGCAAAUGUUCCCAAUCUGGUUAACACUAUGAUGGAACUCAGGAAGUGUUGUAAUCACCCUUAUCUCAUCAAAGGUGCUGAAGAGAAAAUCCUUGGAGAGUUUAAAGAAACAUAUAGCCCAAGUGCUCCUGACUUCCAUCUGCAAGCAAUGAUCCAGUCUGCUGGUAAAUUGGUUCUUAUUGAUAAACUUCUUCCAAAAAUGAAAGCAGGAGGCCACAAGGUCCUUAUCUUCUCUCAAAUGGUACGCUGCCUUGAUAUUUUGGAGGAUUACCUUAUACACAAAAGAUACUUAUACGAGCGAAUAGAUGGGCGAGUCCGAGGGAAUCUCAGACAAGCUGCGAUUGAUCGGUUAAGCAAACCAGAUUCCGACCGCUUUGUCUUCCUUCUGUGCACCAGAGCUGGUGGUUUGGGCAUUAAUUUGACUGCAGCAGAUACGUGCAUAAUUUUUGAUUCUGACUGGAAUCCUCAGAAUGAUCUGCAGGCUCAAGCCCGGUGUCACAGGAUUGGUCAGAACAAAGCAGUGAAGGUCUACAGACUGAUAACACGCAACUCCUACGAGAGGGAGAUGUUUGACAGAGCGAGUCUGAAGCUGGGUCUGGAUAAAGCUGUUUUACAGAGUAUGAGUGGAAGAGAAAACAGUGUCGGUGGUAUCCAACAACUGUCCAAAAAAGAAAUAGAAGACCUGCUUCGAAGGGGUGCAUAUGGUGCCAUUAUGGAUGAAGAAGACGAAGGCUCUAAAUUCUGUGAGGAAGACAUUGACCAAAUUUUGCAGCGUCGUACUAAAACUAUCACGAUUGAAUCGGAAGGAAGGGGCUCCACGUUUGCCAAGGCUAGUUUUGUUGCAUCUGGAAACAGGACUGAUAUUUCACUAGACGAUCCCAACUUCUGGCAGAAAUGGGCCAAAAAAGCAGAAAUUGAUAUAGAAGCUAUCAGUGGUAGAAACAGCCUGGUUAUUGAUACCCCAAGAAUACGGAAGCAAACGCGGCCCUUUAGUGCUACAAAAGAUGAGCUGGCUGAGUUGUCUGAAGUGGAGAGUGAGGGUGAUGAUAAACCAAAACUCCGCAGGCCUUGCGACCGUUCCAAUGGAUACGGAAGAACAGAGUGCUUUCGGGUGGAAAAAAACUUGCUGGUCUAUGGGUGGGGUCGAUGGAGAGAAAUUCUGUCACAUGGUCGCUUCAAGAGACAGCUGAAUGAACAGGAUGUGGAGAUAAUUUGCCGAGCUCUGUUAGCCUACUGCCUUGUUCACUACAGAGGGGAUGAGAAAAUAAAAAGCUUUAUAUGGGAUCUCAUUACCCCAACAGAGGAUGGGCAAACACGGGAGUUACAGAAUCACCUUGGCUUAUCAGCCCCUGUGCCUAGAGGAAGAAAAGGAAAAAAAGUGAAGACCCAGGCUAGCACUUUUGAUAUACACAAAGCAGAAUGGCUUCGGAAAUACAAUCCAGAACACCUGUUGCAAGAUGAAGGAUACAAAAAGCACAUAAAACACCAUUGCAACAAGGUCUUGCUUCGAGUAAGAAUGCUGUAUUACUUAAAACAAGAAGUCAUUGGUAAUGAAUUCCAAAAGGUGUUUGAUGGAACUGAUGCCAGUGAAAUUGAUGUUUGGGUCCCUGUUCCUGCUGAGUGGUGGGAUGCAGAUGCAGAUAAAUCCCUACUAAUUGGAGUUUUUAAACAUGGUUAUGAAAAAUACAACACUAUCAGAGCAGACCCUGCGCUGUGCUUCUUGGAGAGAGUUGGCAAGCCAGAUGAUAAAGCAGUUGCUGCUGAACAGAGAGCAAAUGAUUAUAUUGAUGGGGAUGUAGAAGAUCCAGAAUAUAAACCAGCACCAGCAAUGUUUAAAGAUGACAUAGAGGAUGAUGUUUCGUCCCCAGGUGAUCUAGUAAUAGCAGAUGGAGAUGGGCAAAUGAUGGAAGGAGACAAAAUCUAUUGGCCCACUCAGUCUGCCUUAACAACACGUCUUCGCCGCCUAAUAACAGCUUAUCAACGGACAAGUAAAAAUAGGCAGGCCCAGCAGAUCCAGCCGGCAUUCCCGAUACAAACUAGUAUGAUGCAGCCUCCGUACGAAGAAGCUGCUCUGAAUCCAAAGAUGGCUGCUAAGAUUGAAAGACAGCAAAGAUGGACGAGAAGAGAAGAAGCUGACUUCUACAGAGUUGUGUCCACAUUUGGAGUGGUGUUUGAUCCUGAAAGGGGACGGUUCGACUGGACCAAAUUUAGAGCAAUGGCUAGAUUGCAUAAGAAAACUGAUGAGAGCUUAGAGAAGUACUUGUAUGCGUUUAUGUCGAUGUGCCGCAGAGUCUGUCGUCUCCCCUCAAAGGAAGAACUUGUGGACCCAAACAUUUUUAUCCAACCAAUUACAGAGGAGCGUGCUUCUCGGACUUUGUAUCGCAUUGAACUCCUAAGGAAAGUGCGGGAACAGGCUCUUAGGCACCCACAGUUGUUCGAACGACUAAAAUUGUGCCAGCCAAACCCAGACUUACCUGUCUGGUGGGAGUGUGGAACUCAUGACAGGGAUUUACUUAUUGGAGCCGCUAAACAUGGCGUAAGCAGGACAGAUUAUCAUAUUCUUCGUGAUCCUGAACUCUCAUUUAUGUCUGCCCAGAGGAACUAUAAUCAGAAUAAAGUGGCACUUUCAAGGACUUCUACUCCACUCUUGCAUCAGUACCAGAUGGCAUUAUCUGCUUCUCCUCUUACACCUCAGUCAAGAUUGUCAGAUGCUAAAGUGAAUGCUUUUGAGGAUGCAAAAGCUAAAAAUGAAAAUCUGAAAGAGGACCCUCCGUCUUCUGAAGAGGAAUCUAUGUCUACAGAGGAGACACAGACAAUGAUGAAAUCUGAACCUUUGAGUCCAAAAAAUGGCACACCGAUACAAAAUACAGACCACAAACCUAGUGUGAAGACUGAAACAGACAGGCGCAUGGUGGCAGCAAGGACAGAGCCUUUAACUCCAAAUCCAGCUUCCAAAAAACAGAGAGUCAGCAAAAGGGGAUCAGACUCUAGUUCUGACUCGGACUCUGACUCAGAUCGAUCAUCCUGUUCUUCCAGGUCAUCAUCUUCAUCCUCUUCAUCUUCCUCAUCUUGUUCACACUCUCGGUCAGGCUCUAGCUCUUCAUCGUCUUCAUCUUGUUCUUCAGCAUCUUCAUCCUCCUCCUCAUCAUCCUCAUCGUCGUCGUCGUCAUCAUCAUCGUCUGAAGAGAGUGAUAGUGAUGAAGAGGAGGCACAAAAACGUG
Messenger RNA from Eurypyga helias (sunbittern), 5137 nucleotides. RefSeq names its product chromodomain-helicase-DNA-binding protein 9-like. The record is from RefSeq and is a predicted model, not a curated record. Gene Ontology annotation, molecular function: ATP binding; ATP-dependent chromatin remodeler activity. NCBI's taxonomy places the organism in Eukaryota, Metazoa, Chordata, Aves, Eurypygiformes, Eurypygidae.